GGGAAAUUUCUAGGGUUUAUCGAGGAGAUGCCCAAGAGAAGAAGGCGAUCGAACGUUUUCUCGAUUGCGCAGGCUGGAGAGGUUGAUCGAUUGCAGGAGGUAAAGGAGCAGCAUUGUGACGAAGUAGAGCGAGUGCUUGAAACCGCCGGCGCCGCCCCUGUGGAUGCCGGCGAAAAUGGGACGCCAUCGCGAAAAGAAUCCUCUUCCAGCAAGAGAUCUGCCAAAGCAAUCUCUGAUGUCCGUGUGGUCGAUGAGCAAGAAUUGCGAGCGGCUUUGGCACAGCUCGUUCCAAAGCACCAGGUGGAGCAAGCACGCCUUCUCGACUCCUACAAAGAAUCUUAUCCACACUGGUUCUUUCAGCUGAAAUGCGGUUUUGGACUUUUGAUGUAUGGAUUUGGAUCCAAGAGGCAGCUUCUUGAGGAUUUUGGAUCCACAGCAUUGACUGAUGGUGCUGCUGUUGUGAGCUUAUCAAGACUUCGCAGCAAAUCUUUGCCAGGUUUUGCGUACUUUGAAGCAAACAUCGAUGGUCCUGGUCUGAGAGAUGGCGCUACGCAGCAGCAGCUUGCCAAGCUAGCUUCGUGCUCGCAUUUCCGGAUAGUUUCUUCCAUCGACAGCAUCAAUGGUCCAUUAUUGUGGGAUAAACGCAUGGCGAACACGCAGUUCAAUUGGUGGUGGCAUCACACCCCGACUUACGCUGCUUACGAUGCCGAGGCCUCUCACGUUCCGCUACUGCUUUCUUCCCUCGGGACCAGCAAGAGCGUCCGCAGUGCACUGCUUGUUUUACAAAGCUUGACAACGAAUGCUCAGAGCGUCUUCAAGGAAACCAGGAAUGUCGCAGUACCAGCUCUACAACAAAUGCAGGGAGCGUUUCCUGGUGAGCAGCGAGCUGACACUCCGAGCUCACCUCACGGAGUUCCGAGACCACCAGCUCGUUCGCUGGAAGAAAGGCUCAAACGGACAGGAGUGCUUGCAGAUCACUCUAUCAAACGAUGCUCUAGCGAAGAUGCUGGAAAAUCUGUGUCCGAGCUAGCACAGCCAGCAAAAACCAUCGAUCCAGCUUCAUCUUUCCCGGGGAUCCGCUGCCGGGAGCUGAGCUCAAUUCCCGGAGAGCUCAUCGCGCUUGCCCUAGGGAGCUCCGGGAUUUGUUUCAGCUGA
Molecule: messenger RNA, 1155 nt
Organism: Selaginella moellendorffii
Lineage: Eukaryota; Viridiplantae; Streptophyta; Lycopodiopsida; Selaginellales; Selaginellaceae
Product: origin of replication complex subunit 2
Exons: 8
Coding region: 28-1155 (375 amino acids)
Biological process (GO): DNA replication
Cellular component (GO): nuclear origin of replication recognition complex; nucleus
Molecular function (GO): DNA replication origin binding
Source: RefSeq, a predicted model, not a curated record